AGUUUGCCAUUUCUCCCGUUCCAUUCCAUUCCCACUUCCGAGAAUCUCGCCGCCCACCCACUUCACACUCCCCGUCGCGAUCGGUCGCCUGCGGCCCUGCAACUGUGAGCUCCUUCCGGGCGCGGAAACGGGUGGAGUAGGGGGAGGAAGGAUGGAGGUGGACCUGUCGCACGGGGCCGUGGCGGCGUUGUCGCGCCACGACCACGAGGCGGAGGGGCUGCGCCCGGUGCUGCAGGUGGCGGGCGCGCCGCGGCUCGUCGGCUCCUCCCCGGCGGCGGCCAAGUACUGCCUCGUGCUCUCCGACGGCGCGCACCUGCUGCAGGGCGUGCUCGCCACCUCCCUCAACCACCUCGUCGCCGACGGCGCGCUCCGCCGCGGCAGCGUCGUACGCGUCGUCGACUACGUCUGCAGCUGCAUCCGGAACCAGAGGGUCAUUGUUGUGAUCCAACUUGAGAUACUGCAAUCUGAGCGUGCACUGAUCGGCAGUCCAACAAGUGAGGCCAAUGCAACUCAACUUAAUGUUGUGUCCUGUUCUAGUAGCCUAGGCAACGAGCCUUGCUUCAUUCAAGGGGUUCAAGCUCAACAAGCUGUUAACAUCUCAUCAUGUUAUCCUGGACAAGGCUGGUUGUAUUCUUCACUUCCUCUAAGGGCAGAGCAUGCUUUGAGCAAUUUGCCAUUUGGUGGGUGUUAUGGUUCUAUGCCAGCACAGAACACAGUAGCUGCCAAGAUGCAGCAGCUUUCACUGAACAAUGAUCAUCAAAAUCAGACGUUUGAUGCUGCUAUGACAAAUCGGGCCUUUGGAUCUCCUGGUAAUGCCUGUGGAAGUCCCUUGACACCUUCAUAUCUGCUUUCACCUCCAAUAUCUAUGGAUAAAACCCAUGUUCUUAGGAAUGAAUCUCCUCUUCGCAUUACUCCAAUUAAUGCACUGAGCCCAUACCUAACUAGAUGGAAGAUUAAGGCUAGGGUGACUGCAAAGAGUGAUCUUAGGCACUUCACGAAUGCCAAAGGUACUGGAAAAGUAUUCUCCUUUGAUCUUGUUGAUGCAGAGGGUGGAGAAGUUCGUGCAACAUGCUUCAAUUUGCAGGCUGAGCAGUAUUUUGAUCUAAUUGAGGUGGAUAAGGUGUACUUGAUAUCUGAGGGGCCACUGAAACCAGCACAGAAGAAGUUUAACCCUUUGAAUAAUGAUAAUGAAAUAUUUGUGGAUCACAGAACCUCUAUAGAGAUAUGCUCUAGUGGUGAUGACAGCAUCCCUAAGCUGCAGUACAAUUUCCAACAGAUCAGUGAACUUGAGAAUAUGGGAAGUGGUGCUAUUGUGGAUUUGGUUGGGAUUGUUAUGUCAAUUGGGCCUUCAGCUGUAAUAGUGCGAAGGGAUGGCGCCGAAACCCAGAAAAGAACUCUUCGACUGAAAGACAUGUCUGGUCGGAGCAUGGAAAUAAUCUUCUGGGGCAAAUUCUGUGAUGCUGAAGGACAGCAACUGCAGUUACUGUGUGAUUCUGGUUCAAACCCUAUACUAGCUCUGAAAGGUGGCCGCAUCAAUGAUUUCAAUGGCAAAUCUGUGGUCACAAUCAGCUCAACCCAGUUAAAAGUAAACCCAGACUUGCCAGUGACUGAAAGGCUGAAGCAGUGGUACAUGGCUGGAGGAAAGAUUGCUCCUUGCGUUUCUUUGUCUCAGGAUAUAUCACGCAUAAGCAGAACCUAUGCGCUGAAAACAAUUUCCCAGAUCAAGGAUGAGAACCUGGGGCGAUCAGAUAAGCCUGAUUUUAUCACUGUCAGGGCUGUAAUCUCACAUGUGAGGGAUGAUAACUUCUGUUAUCCAGCUUGCACCUUGGAGUUUAAUGGUAAGCGAUGCUACAAAAAGGUGACAAGAAAUGGUGAUUGGACAUGGUAUUGUGGUAGAUGCAAUGAGAGCUUUGAAAACUGUGAGUACAGGUACUUGCUUAUGUGUCAGAUCAUGGAUCACACCGGCUCUACUUUUGCUACUGCGUUCCAAGAGGCUGGUGAGGCAAUAGUUGGCUACACAGCUCAUGAACUUUUCAUCAUUCGGAAUGUAUUUCAAGAUGAGGCGCGGUUCACAGAAAUCAUGGAAGCGGUCCUUUGGCGCAAAUGCCUAUUCAAACUGAGAAUCAAGGAGGAAACCUUUAAUGGUGAGCAGCACGUGAAAUCCAACAUUGUUGGUGUCGAAAAGUUGGAUGCGUUGGAUGUGAGCCAUCAUCUCUUGAAAGAGAUUGACAACCGUUUGAAUGGCCUUUCAUGCUCUGCUCCCGAGGACGCUUCGUCCAACAACCCAAAUGUUGGUGCUGCCAGUUUGGGAGCCGGACAGGGCUUGCAGACCUCCAGUCAUGCCUAUGAUGGCUAUACCACUGGUAUGGGUGGUUCAGGUCCAGUCUGUCAGUAAUCAGGGAGGCUGAUGGCCUGUGUUUUGUAUGCAAUCAGCCUGAGCACUGGGCUAUGAAGUAUGAACUGUCCUGUCCGAGCUACUUGGCCGGCUGUUAAACACCUGCCAGAUGAAGUGGCUCUAUGCAGUUUGCUUUUGCUUUAGCACCUACUCUAUAAUGUGCAGUAGUUAUAUUUGCGAGCACCAAGUUAUGUCCCGGGAACGCAGUAUGUCCUCGGCAAGCUUGCGUUACUCUGCAACCUAUGUUUGUAAGCACUUCAAUGGGCUAGCUUUUAGUUAAUGUUAUGUUCUAGAGUAGACUGUUUGUUCAGUUCAUCGACGGUUUGGUGAUAUCAUGGUUUUUCUUCAGCA
This is a messenger RNA of Panicum virgatum (switchgrass), 2746 nucleotides long. Its product is annotated as replication protein A 70 kDa DNA-binding subunit C-like. The transcript is spliced from 2 exons. Gene Ontology annotation, cellular component: DNA replication factor A complex; nucleus. NCBI's taxonomy places the organism in Eukaryota, Viridiplantae, Streptophyta, Magnoliopsida, Poales, Poaceae. Gene Ontology annotation, molecular function: damaged DNA binding; single-stranded telomeric DNA binding. Gene Ontology annotation, biological process: nucleotide-excision repair; telomere maintenance via telomerase; DNA replication. The coding region runs from base 152 to 2395 and encodes 747 amino acids. The record is from RefSeq and is a predicted model, not a curated record.